GCCCUGUGAACGCACUAUGAGUAAGGAAUAAAGCAGUCAUCAUUCACGUCGUUGCCCGACCUAUUCUUGCUAUCUAAGAACCUGGAAAAUAGUAUACAGUGAUCCCUCAUUUAUCACGGGAGAAGUGUUCCAGAACUAUCCGCGAAAAUCAAAAAUCUGCAUAGUAGAAACGGUAUGUAUAUUAGUUAGAAAAAAAAUAACACAUUCUAUUGUGUUGAUUGAAGAAUCCACCCUGACUUCUGGUUUGUCACGUAGAGUGCGACGCCGGAGAGGCGACCUACAUUUUUACAUUUAUUUUUCUCGUUUCCCUCACACGCCUUUUACGUUUUCACUCAACUCUUGGGAGUUAACUAUUGUUUGUAAGCUGCAGACCAUCAAUCCUUGCCAUUUUGACCACGUCACUGCUCGGCUUUCAGCGGAACUUUGUGGCUGUCUGUCUCCCGUCGUUCACCGAACACGUAAGUAUGGCUUCAGAUCAACAGGUUUGUAAGGCUCCAUGCACCACCUGCACCCUUCUUUUAGAGAGGUAGUCCCUGCGCGAGGGGCGUGUCCGCCAGCUAGGGCAGAACAACUCGAUAACCGUAGAUGUGGCGGACACAAAAGCGGGCUGUAGGCCACCUGUUAGGAUGGGUUUGGAGUCUGUUAACUAGCGCUAGGGUUAACAUCAUCAAUCAUGCACGUUGCUCUUUGUGUAGACUAGAAUGUCACAGUUUGAAUAAUGCUACAGCAUACACUGACACUUUCUACUGAGGUAGUAGAAAAGUCUAGUUACUGCAGUUGUGUCUGACUUCAUAGGUGUGUCUGACUUCAUAAGUCAGAAGUUGGCAGAAGUGGAGUGCCCAAUGCAUGUCACUUCUCACUGUCAACCCUCACCGCUGGCUAGCAGUAUGUGAACGGGAGAGCCGAGUGCGUAAGUCUCUCCCUGCCAGUACAUAGCCUUUCUAACAGCAAGCCCUAUGUAGUUCCUCCACGCGGCGACACAUGGUAACUGGGUACAACACGGACCCAGGCUAAACUACAAGGGACUCGGAGGAGGUUUGGCCCCUAGACGUGCGGCACGCAGGCCCACCGGUGUGUGGACACGCCCUGGUGGCUACGAACCAGCCCCCAACUAUGGGUUAAAUAGUGCCACUGCCCAGUGGGCUCCUCGGGAGAGGAAUGGGCUAAGGGAGUCAACCCCUAAAGAAAAUCAAUUUCCCCUUGGGUUGGUGUCAGGAAGGGCAUCCGACUGUAAAAAUUUUGCUCCAAAAAUAUUCUCAAUAUGGCUAGACAAACACAGGAGAGGCGGGGUACAACCUUAAGUACUCCGUGGGCAUUUUCAUCAGCCUACGACAAAAAGAAUGAUGGAAAAGGAGGCCAAACCGCAGGUAGAUUAUAUGACGGCCACCAGCCCGAUGGACUGCGGGGAGGCCUGAACCGGAACAGAGAGGGGCAGGAGGCACGUGUUAGGGUGGCUACAUGGAACAUCGGCAGCAUGUCGCACCGAUCAGGGGAGGUGGUUGAGGCUCUACACAGGAGAAGGGUGGAUGUCUGCUGUGUCUAGGAGUCGAGAUGGAAGGGUGGAAGUGCAAGGAUGCUGGGUGAAAUCGGCAGAAGGUACAAGUUCUUCUGGCAAGGUUGCAACGAAGGGACUGGUGGUGUUGGAGUACUUAUUGCUGAAAAGUGGAUGGAUCAAGUGCUAAGCAUUAGCAGGUGAAAUGAGCGGAUCAUCUUUGUGAAGUUGAUCGUUGGGAAGCGCCUGAUAAACGUAAUUUCAAUCUAUGCCCCUCAAGUUGGCAGAAGUCAGGACGAGAAGGAUGCGUUCUGGGACAAGGCCAUCAUGGUGCUGUCAGGGAUCCCCCAGAAUGAGGUUAUAAUUCUGGGAGGUGAUCUGAAUGGACACGUGGGGAGGGAGUCAGAUGGCUUUGAGGGGGUACAUGGGGAACAGGGGUACGGCAUGCGAAACGCAGAGGGAGAGAGGAUCCUGGAGUUCGGCAACGCACUGGAGCUGGUGCUGUGCAACACGCUUUUCAAGAAGGACGAAGCCAAAUUAGUAACAUACAGUUCGGGUGGCUGCAAGAGCACAAUAGAUUACAUCAUGGUCAGAAAGGAAGACCGCGUCCUGGUCAGGGAUGCCAAGGCAAUCCCCGGAGAAGAGUGUGUGUCUCAGCAUCGCCUAGUCAUCGGAGACCUAACUCUGCGGAUCAAGAAGGUGGGGGCUAAGAAUCAUCCUCCCAAGUUGAAGGUGUGGAAGCUACAUAGCGGAGGGAAUAAAAACGAGUUUAGGGAGAAGAUUGAGCAUAUAGCAGAAGAAGUGGAGGAGAUGAUGGAGUCGGGUGGUGUGGAUGGCAAGUGGCAGGCAAUGAAGAAGGCUCUGCUUGAAGCCACAGAGGAGGUGUGCGGAUGGUCAAAAGGUAAAGCAAGACAAAGAGAGACAUGGUGGUGGAAUGACAGCGUCGAAAGAGCGGUGAAUGAAAAGAGGAGGUGCCAUAAAGUAUGGAAGAAAUCUAAAAGGGAGGCAGACCGAGCGCGGUAUGUAGAAGCAAGGAGGGCGUCACGGACAGCAGUGUGGGAGGCCCAAGAGACCAAGAGGAAAAAAUUUGCAAGUGAAUUGGAGAGGGAAGGAGGACAAAAGAGCUUCUUCAAGAUAGCGAAGCAAAUGGUUAAGGAGAGGCGUGAUGUGACCGGUGCAAACUGUGUGAAGGAUGAGGUUGGCAACAUUGUGACAGACAACAGAGGAGUGAAGGAAGUAUGGCAAAGGUACAUGGAGAAGCUGCUGAAUGUGGAUAAUGACUGGGAUGGAGAGGCGGGAUGCGACGAAGUGGAGGGUGAAUGUGGCUUGAUCACACAAACAGAAGUGGGGAAAGCCAUGAAGGCCAUGAAGGAUGGAAAGGCAGCUGGACCAUGUGGAGUGGUGGCAGAGAUGCUAAAGGCAGCGGGAGACGUCGGUGUGCAGUGGAUGACCGACCUGUGCGCGGAGGGGGGAAGGAAGGCCGCACCGGGAGGGGGUUGUCCCGAUAAUGGAUGGCUGUCUACAGUUAACGAUUUGGUGAGGGGUCCGGAACCGUGUAACGGGGGUCCGCUCCAGCAUGUGACUGUUUGGGCUGCCUCCGGGAGCGGGGAUGGCUAGUCGGUGGUUGUGUCAUCAGUGUCAUCGCUGAGGGGCACAUUCCGGAGGACUGGACAAGAAGCGCCCUGGUGCCUCUAUUCAAAGGGAAGGGGGACCCAUUCGCAUGCGGGUCAUACAGGGCCAUAAAGCUGCUGGAGCAUGGAAUGAAGCUAUUACAGAGGGUGUUGGAAAGGAGGGUGAGGUCACGGGUAGAGGUGGACGAGAUGCAGUAUGGCUUCAUGCCUGGUAAAGGUACAACAGACGAAAUUUUUGUCAUCCGACAGAUGCAAGAGAAACACCAGGAGAAGAGGAAGAGGUUGUACUUCACUUUUGUUGACCUGGAAAAAGCGUUCGACAGAGUGCCAAGGGAGGUGGUGAGGUGGGCCCUAAGGAAGUCGGACGUGGAAGAGGGACUGGUUAAGGCUGUGAUGGCUCUCUACUGCAGAGCUUGCACAGCUGUUAGAACAGGAGUUGGUGACAGUGAUGGGUUUGAAGUAAGGGUAGGGGUGCACCAGGGAUCAGUGCUCAGCCCAUUCCUGUUUGCUAUUGUGAUGGAUGUGGUAUCGAGGGAAGUGAGGGGUGGACUACCAUGGGAGCUACUCUACGCGGAUGACCUGGUAUUGAUGGCUCACAGUUGAGAAGACCUAGCUAGGAAGCUAGCGGCCUGGAAGACAUGCCUGGAAGUGAAAGGAAUGAAGGUGAAUGCAGCAAAAUCAAAGGUCAUGGUCGGUGGUGCUGGCCUGGGAGUGAUAUCGCAGUCAGGAGCAUGGCCAUGUGGAGUUUGCGGGAAGGGAGUGCAAACUAACUCUAUCCGGUGCAAGGCUUGUCAGAGAUGGGUACACCGAAGAUGCAGCGGAGUAAAAGGCAGCCUACUAGCUGCAAGUGAGACCUUCCAAUGCAAGCGGUGUAGGGGAGAAGUCGCCCAAGCAGACCCAGCUGAGCAAGAGGGGCUCGUGGUAGAUGGGGAGAUGUACGAGGUGGUGGACAGCUUCUGCUACCUUGGAGACAUGCUUAAUGCUGAUGGGGGGUGGACCUAGCAGUGACCACAAGGAUGAGAAGCGGGUGGAAGAAAUUCAUGGAACUCAUGCCCUUCUUAACAUCUAAGGCCCCAUCCCUGAAGAUGAGAGGCCAAGUGUACUCGGCCUGUGUCAGAAGUAGUAUGACGUACGGAAGUGAGGCAUGGGCCCUGAAAACAGAACACGAAGACAAACUAAACAGAGCAGAAAUGAGGAUGAUCAGAUGGAUGUGUGGUGUGUCAAUGAGGGAGGAAAAGACCAGUGCAGAGCUGAGAAAGAAGAUGGGAGUGGAGGCCAUAGUGGAUGUGGUGAGGAGAGGCAGACUGCGAUGGUACGGACAUGUGGUGAGGAAGGACGACUGGGUGAAGAAAGUUAUGUCGUAUAACGUACAGGGAACAAGACCCAGUGGCCGACCUAAAAAGACCUGGCAGGUGACCGUGGCAGCUGACAUGGAGGCACUCGGCAUCAACCACGAGAUGGCCAUGGACCGUUCCCGGUGGAAGAAGGCCAUAUCGAGAACCCAGUCCAACCCAGCGGCGCCUGGAAAGCGGACUUUAAACUGAUGAUGAUGAUGAUGACUCCUCCCUGGCCGGUCUCACUGAUGGUAGGGUGCUUGCUCCUAAUAACAGUACGUGUCUACCAAAUAUUACCUACCAAAUUCCUAUGGUCAUCUCCUCCUUCCGCGUGAAUACAUUUUCAAAUGUAAUGCCGGGCCUAGACAACACAAUCUUACUCACAUUUCGUUCAAAAUCCUUCGAUGGGUGUGAACUCUGAUAAACUGAUUAGACUCAAACUCGGUUUUAUGAAUAUUAGAUCUUUCCACACGAAAGACCUCAUUAGAGACCAUAAUCUUAACAUUUUUGGUCUUUGGGAGACCUGGUUAAACCCUAGUGAAUUGCUGGCGCUUAAUGAGGCCUUGCCUCCAAACUAUGUGAGCUCGCAUGUUGCGCAGCCUCGUAAGAAGGUUGGGAGUGUAGCCCUUAUCUCCAAUUCUGAUGUCAGACUUAGCCCUCGCUCGAUUAACAAUCAUAGAAAGUGGUUAUAAUUUUUGUACAAAACCUUUGUUGUUGAAGGCUGUAUCUUUUAUACAUUCUUUGAGAAAUGCAUGAAAAAAAAUCUCAAGAUACUACAGUGUUUUGUCCUAUUCACUUCAGUCUAUUUUAAAUUUGUUUCAAUACUUUUGCUCACCUAAGAAGUUGGUAUUUUGUUACAAAUACCUAGAAAUGAAAGCAUAAUAGUUUAUCUUGUAAUUCAUAUUUUGAUGUCAGAUUCAUCAGAUGUUUUCAGUCUACAGCAAAACUAAGUGGACAAGCCUCACUUCACUGUACAAAUACUGUAUGAUAAAUCACACCAUUACCCCGCUGUCCCCACGACCACCCCGCCACAGCCAUACACGUAUAGUCUCACAAAAACACAUAGGUGAAGAUUGCUAUUUAGAAAUUAAAGAGUUUUAUAUUGUCUUCAAAAUAGAAGCAGCAAUUAGAGAAAUAAUAACAGAAAUGUCUAAUUACAAAUAGCAAAGUAACAGUAAUUAAAGAGAUGAGUUAAGAACUUUACACUAUACAACUAUUAUUCUGAGGGAGGCCAGCACUUCAGUAUACACUUAUGGCAAUGGAUGGAAUUUUCAUUUUUUUUUUAAAUAUAUUGUCCUGUAAGUGUAGUGCUUAAGCACAGUCCACAUGUUAACAAAUCAUAAAACGUGAAAAGUUGAAGUGAUGAAGCCACAAAUUGGUUUGCAUUCUUGUUGUAAUCUGAUUUAUGACUUAAUGACUUAAGUUUAUGCCACACUCAUUUGGAGUUUUGGGAAGUUGUCGUAGUGAACCCUUAAAAGAUUGCAGGUGUUAAGAAAACGACUUUAAUGAAGGAGAUAUGUAAACUGUCUUUCAUAUUAUGUUAUGGUUCAUUCACGUUUAUUUUUAAUGUUAGCCUAACCUAUAAAAGCAAACAUUUUUGUAUAUUAAAUCCUGUGAUGUUUAUUGUAAAAUAGAUUAAUUUAUUGUUUGUUUACAUGGGAAGAGAGUCUUGAAAAAAAUAAUAUUAAACUGCAAUUUCUUUUUAUUGUUCAGCCAAAUAUUAGAAUUUGAUGAAUAAAUACAAUACCAAUAAUUUUCUGUACCUUUUCAGCCUGAGCCUCCAGUGACUUCAAGUUGUUGGUGACAUUUUUCAAUUCUUCCUCAAGAUCACCUGAUUUACUGAGCAAUGAUGGAAAGAGGAAAACAAGAGGGGAGAAAAAGAGUAACUAGAAAAGUAGGACAGUAAAGGAGAACAAAGAUUGAUCCAAAAUACUGGAAUUUCCACUGAAUAGUGUGCUUAUAAUUUUGUAUAAAACUCACAAAAAAGUUCACAUUAAAGCAAAUGGGUGAUGAAGGGUUUGAUACGAAAACAUAUCGGAUAUACAAUAUCUAAAUCCAACAUUCUAUACACAAUUUAGUACGUUUUCCUUUUUUCAUGUUCCCAUGGAGACUUUUGUCAAAUGGGUUACUGCUGCACUAUUGUAUGAUAAAACCAAAAUGGAUGAAGAAACAACAAAUACAUUGCAAUAAAAUCAUUGCAUCAGAAAAAGUUGCUUAAAAAAUAAGCAACCUUUUCUGUCUUUUUGGUGCUGGUAACUUCAGUUAACAACACAUACUUUGUGAACGUGUAAAUUAUUUAUAAAUUGAGUUUAACUAAAAGUUUCCCUAAAAAGUGAAGAGCGACCUAAUAUAGAUUAGAACAAAUGUUUAAAUAUUUUGACUUUUUCUCAAAUAGUCUAGGGUAUAAAACCACUUCAAUUGAAAUCCAUAAAAGUUGUACAUAUCUUCAUAGAAUAAGAUCACCCAUCCUACUUAAAAGAUGAAUGAAAAUUCCAGACAUAAUCAUGCGUGCAGGAUAGAAGGAGGAAUGAGAACAGUGUUGAGAUGGCAGGUUUUAGGAGGAGAGGCCAACAGCUCAAAAUGAAAACCAUGGCAGCAGUAGCACAAUAAAUACCUCUUCCUCUCCGCACAUCAUGAAUUUCAAAUUCUGGUCCAUUAACCCGAACUCCUCCUCCAGCUCCCUCACUCGCCUGCAGGGGUUAGUCCAUAGCCAGGUGGUUUGGUAGAGGGGGAGGGAGGGGGAGCAAAACAUCCCACACAGGUGAUGGUGGUGGUGUCGUGAUCCACAGGGAAACGUAAAUAUUUGUCUCCAUGUCAUUAAUAUGUGUGUUAUACCCUGCCACAUGUGAUUCACACAUCUAUAAAAGCCCGCAGCAAGGAAAAAGCACUUGCAAUUGAUGAUCGUUCAUGAAAUGAUACAAAUGGACGUGCAAUGAAAUAACUCACAUGAAUAACUAUUCAAAAAUGGGUUUUAGACACUUGGGCCCUAUUUUUAGGAGUGGCACAAAUUCAGGGCGGCGGCUGGCGCAAGUGUGAGCCAGAAGCGACCAGUGUUGGUAAUUUUGUGGACAAAAGUACAGGAGGAGUUCCAAAUGGGCUGUGUUUACAGCUGAUUUAAGUCACCACUAAGUUAUCAGUCAAUCGGCUUCCUUUAAAAGGGGGACAACUCACAGUUUAAAUGGAGAUAUCUGUGUGGAAGAAGACGAUGCGUAUUGUCACUGUUCAUAGUUACGGGGUGGCAACAGUGAGCAGAUAAGAAGAAUGAGUUGAUAACCGCUGGUAACUUAAAUAUGUCAGUGGAACUCAGUGCUUUUCUGCCUGCACAAAUCCACAAAUCAAAUCAGCUAGCAUUUGUGCACUGCUGCAGAUGCACUGUUUACUGCUUUUCCAUUAUGUACUAACAUACCAAAUGUCAACAAGAAUAUUCAGUUGGAUCUGGAAAUUGUCACUAGUUCGUCCCAUGUGCUCAUCGUACGGAUGACAUGAUCUUUACUAUGACAUGAAUAAUGAAUGAUAGUUUUUGUGUCAGUUUUGCUUUUUUAUGGCACAAGUGUGUGGCGGCUGUGGCUCAGGCAGUAGAGCGGGUCGUUUAGUAACCGGUGGGUUGGCAGCUCUGUCACAGUCACAUGCCGUUGUGUCCUUGGGCAAGACACUUCACACACCUUGCCUCCAGGUUGCCAUUGUAAAUGAGAAAAUGUUCUCAGUUGGCUUACCUGGUAAAACAUUGAAUAAAAAAAAUAUAUAUAAGGGUUUACUUACGCCUCGGCCACCUCAGCACGCUCCUCUGAACGCUCCAGGUCGCCCUCAAGAAUCACAAGUUUACGUGCGACCUGCAGACAUGUACAAUACACACGUGAAGAGUCACAACACGAUUCCUAACUGAAAACAAAAUGUUAAUGUAAAGUUCUGCCUUGAGAUUCAUACUAACUUCAGAUCAUAAACAUAAUGUGUCAUUCCCCUAAUGUGAGUACACAACAUACUCUGGAUUUAGAAACAGUGGAUUUGGCACAUAAGUGACAAUGCCAAUAAAGAGGGGAUGUGUCUCACCUCU
This is a messenger RNA of Syngnathus typhle (broad-nosed pipefish), 8508 nucleotides long. RefSeq lists its product as uncharacterized. The transcript has 2 exons. Lineage: Eukaryota; Metazoa; Chordata; Actinopteri; Syngnathiformes; Syngnathidae. Gene Ontology annotation, biological process: chromatin remodeling. Bases 1820 to 3109 code for a protein of 429 amino acids. The record is from RefSeq and is a predicted model, not a curated record. Gene Ontology annotation, cellular component: nucleus.